Mangifera indica (mango) is the source of this 1473-nucleotide messenger RNA. Its product is annotated as vesicle-associated protein 2-2-like. The transcript is spliced from 9 exons. Gene Ontology annotation, cellular component: plasma membrane; endoplasmic reticulum membrane. The coding region runs from base 243 to 1196 and encodes 317 amino acids. NCBI's taxonomy places the organism in Eukaryota, Viridiplantae, Streptophyta, Magnoliopsida, Sapindales, Anacardiaceae. Gene Ontology annotation, biological process: endoplasmic reticulum membrane organization. The record is from RefSeq and is a predicted model, not a curated record.
UACACCAAACCCAGACCCAAAAUGUAGUGACAGCAGUGAAACAGAUAGCAGAGUGGGUACAGAGAAAGAGACCCACAUAGCCAACACCACCAUUCACAUUUUUUCCUCUCCUUUUUUAGCUUUUAUAUCACUUUUAUUUCAAUUUAUGUUUCAUAUCUCCAAAACCGUCAAGUACGCUUCAGUACUCUGUUUCUUUCUUGCGAAGUCAUUGACGGGUGUUUUCUGUUUUUAAGUGUAGAGUCAUGGCUCAAGAGCUAUUGGAAAUUCAACCAUUCGAACUCAAGUUUACAUUUGAGGUGAAUAAACAAAGUUCAUGCUCAAUUCAACUUGGCAACAGAUCUGAUCAGUACGUUGCUUUUAAGGUAAAGACUACCUCUCCAAAGAAAUAUUGUGUGAGACCUAAUGUAGGCAUCAUCAAGCCAAGAGCAACGUACGAUUUUGUAGUUACUAUGCAAGCUCAGCAUGUAGCUCCACCAGAUUUGCAGUGCAAAGACAAGUUCCUUAUUCAAAGCACGGUGGUCACGUUUGGGACAACUGAUGAGGACAUUACAUCUGAUAUGUUUGCAAAAGAUAGUGGCAAAUACGUUGAUGAGAAGAAGCUGAGGGUGGUUCUCAUUGGCCCAUCCCUAUCCCCAAUUUUGCUAGCAAGAAAUGGAGAAUUAAAGCAAGAUCAAUUACAGGAAACAUCCACGCUGAAGGAUAUAGCACCAACUGGAGUCGAGAACAUACCUCCAGGCAAUAACAUAAGUAAAGUAGCUGUUGAUGUAGAGGGCCCUGAAACUGCUAAGGUCACAGAUGAGUUAAAACCAACCAAGGAUGUGCAGGAAUCAGAAAUGGGAAAGGAUACUGAUGCAUUGGGAGCAGCUAAGGAUGUGCCCUCAAGGCCUGCAGAGGAUGUAGAGGAAUUGAAACCAGAAAAAGACAUAUUGGAACUGAAGUUGGUCAAGGAUUUUGAGGAGUUGAAGUCAAAGCUAAAUCUAGCAGAUUUACGGUUAAGAGAGGCCGAACAUGCCAUUAAAAAGCUGACAGAAGCGAAAAGCGGUGCUGAGCGAGAGAAGGAUAUACUUAAGCAUGAGUUAGAGGUGUUUCAGGGAAGGAAAGAUACAGUGAGAACGGUUCAAGUCGGUUUCCCCUCGCUCUAUGUUUGCAUGGUUGCUCUUAUCAGUUUGGUUGUGGGAUAUCUUAGCCAUCCAUAGAUCAGAACUCUUUCUAGAACGAGCCAUUUUGCCGAUCUUUGUAUCAGUCAGGAGAGGAUCUCUUUGUUUUGUUCUAACCCCAGAAAUGUGGCUUCAUUGUAUGUGAUAUGUGAUGUAUAAAUUUGCUGAAGUUUGCAUGUAAAAAGAAUCGAUCUCUCAAUUGAAAAAACAAAAAAUAAAGAAACUAGUAAGUUGUGGCUUCCGAUGGAACUCUAUUACUAUCCCGAGUAUAAGUUAUAUGAUUUAAAUCUCACAUCGAAAAGUAAGGGUUCUUGAA